AUGCCUUUAGCGGUUGAUUUGUUGCAUCCUGAUCCAGAAAAAGAGCGCCAACGGCACAAACUGAAAAGACUUGUUCAGCAUCCUAACAGCUAUUUUAUGGAUGUUAAGUGUCCAGGAUGUUUUAAGAUAACAACGGUCUUUUCUCAUGCGACUACAGUCGUCGUUUGUGUUGGUUGUAAUACGGUGCUGUGCACGCCAACGGGAGGGAAAGCUCGUUUGACCGAAGGUUGCUCUUUCCGUAAGAAACAACAUUAA
Messenger RNA from Angiostrongylus costaricensis, 255 nucleotides. NCBI's taxonomy places the organism in Eukaryota, Metazoa, Nematoda, Chromadorea, Rhabditida, Metastrongylidae. The record is from the annotation of a GenBank genome assembly.